GACCCUCCUGGCCAAAAUGGCGGAAUGUGCAGCCCUUCAGUUUGUCAGUCCUUACGCCUUCGAAGCCAUGCAGAAGGUGGAUGUGGUGCGUUUGGCGGCAUUGAGUGACCCGGAGCUCCGUUUGCUGUUGCCUUGCUUGGUGCGAAUGGCCUUGUGCGCCCCAGCCGACCAGAGCCAGAGUUGGGCCCAGGACAAGAAACUCAUCCUCCGCCUGCUUUCGGGGGUCGAAGCCGUAAACUCCAUUGUCGCUUUGCUCUCUGUGGAUUUUCACGCUCUGGAACAGGAUGCCAACAAAGAGCAACAGCUCAGACAUAAGCUUGGCGGAGGCAGCGGGGAGAGCAUUUUGGUGUCCCAGCUGCAGCACGGCCUGACUCUGGAGUUCGAACACAGCGAUUCCCCCCGGCGGCUCCGUCUGGUGCUGAGUGAGCUGCUGGCAAUUAUGAAUAAGGUGGCCGACUCUACCGGUGAAUUUUUUUUCAAAUCCCCAGAGCUGUUUGAGAGUCCAGUUUAUUUGGAAGAAGCGGCAGAUGUCCUUUGCAUUUUGCAAGCAGAACUCCCUUCGCUGUUGCCCAUCGUCGAUGUGGCUGAAGCUUUGCUCCACAUGAAGAACGGUGCUUGGUUCCUCUGCCUUUUAGUUGCCAACGUCCCCGAUAGUUUUAACGAAGUAUGCAGGGGCUUGAUUAAGAAUGGUGAGAGGCAAGACGAGGAGAGUUUUGGAGGCCGCCGCAGAACCGAUGCGCUGCGUCACCUUUGCAAAAUGAACCCUUCCCAGGCGCUGAGGGUUCGUGGUAUGGUGGUGGAGGAAUGUCACUUACCAGGACUUGGUGUGGCUUUGACACUGGAUCACACCAAGAAUGAGUUUUCGGAGGACGGUGUCAGUGACCUGAUCUGCUUUGUGAGUGGCUUGUUGCUUGGAACGAACGCCAAAGUUCGGACGUGGUUUGGAACUUUUAUCCGGAACGGUCAACAGGUGAGAACAUCUGGGCUUGAUAGAGGAAAAGGUCAUAGCCAAUACUGGUAGUCCUCAAUUUACAACAAUUCAUUUAGCGACUGCUCAGAGUUACAAUGGCGUGAAGGAGUGAUUUCUGAUGGUUUUUGCACUUAUGACCGUUGUGGCAUUCCCCACAGUCAUACGAUCAAAAUUUGGCAAUUGGCAUGUAUUUAUGACAGUCGCAGCAUCCUGGGGUGCAUGUAACCACGAUUUAAAGAUCAACCCAGCCAGUUUCUGACAAGCAAAGU
Messenger RNA from Thamnophis sirtalis, 1239 nucleotides. NCBI's taxonomy places the organism in Eukaryota, Metazoa, Chordata, Lepidosauria, Squamata, Natricidae. The record is from RefSeq and is a predicted model, not a curated record.